Messenger RNA from Leucoraja erinaceus (little skate), 1335 nucleotides. RefSeq names its product mRNA decay activator protein ZFP36-like. The record is from RefSeq and is a predicted model, not a curated record. Gene Ontology annotation, molecular function: metal ion binding; mRNA binding. Lineage: Eukaryota; Metazoa; Chordata; Chondrichthyes; Rajiformes; Rajidae. The transcript has a single exon. Bases 140 to 871 code for a protein of 243 amino acids.
GCUCACCUCUGCCUCUCCCUCCGGGCCAACCGACAGCCCAGACUAAUGACACCGGUGGCUCCAGGCCCACAGCCAGUGCGGAGAAGAAGUGCCAACUCCAGCCCAACCCCACUCCAACUCCAGAGGAAACUGCCCCCCGAUGGGCCGCUACAGCGACAAGUGCCAGUUCGCCCACGGUCUAGCCGAGCUGCGCUCCCUCAGCCGCCACCCCAAGUACAAGUCGGAGCUGUGCCGCACCUUGUACACCACUGGCUUCUGCCCCUAUGGUACCCGCUGCCACUUCAUCCACAACCCUGAGGAGGGGAGAGUGCCCGGCCUUGCCUGCACCAGAGAGCCAGCCUGGGCUCGGCCUCCUCCAGACUGGUGCUCGACUGUGCCAUGCUGCAGGCGGCCUUUAGCCCUGACCUGGAGUUGGAGCUGGCCUGGACUCUGGGCUUGGGGCUGGGCAAGAGAGGGGGAGGAGGUUGCUGCUGCCGCCGCAACAGCACCAGCAGCUCCAGCGGGCACCCGGCCUUCCAUGGCCGGCAGGAGCCCGUCCGCAGACUCGCCAACCAGGUCGGCUCCAAGCAGGGCCGGCAGCUGCCCAUCUUCAGUAGGGUGUCGGACUGAGGGGGCUGAAGGUGGAGGGCUGCUGGCCAACCAUGCGGGACAGGCAGAGCUGAGCUGGAGCCAGUGGCUGCAGGUCUGCAGCCGCCCCGCCAGCCCAGGGCCACCCCAGAUAGCUCCACACAGGGAAGGGACGGGGAUGGCCCAGCAGCAACUCGACAGUGCCCGCAGUGCGGGAGACCCAGGCCCAACCCCGACCAUGGACGAAACGCAAGACUGCACACAUAACAGCAUCACCGUUGCCGAGACUGUUUUUUGCUUAUGACCUGGCCAUGUGCAGUCGGAAUACCGAACUCGCAUAUUGUGUAAAUGUAACAAAAUACAUUAUUUACUAAAGAGAAAAUUCAAAAUUACAACAAUUAAAGUAAUCUGUUAUGACUUAUCUUGGUCUAACUUAACUACACAUCGGGCAAUAAAGCCUGUUUUUAAGUUGCAAAUUCACUUACUCUCUGUAUCUUGUCUACAAAUAAUAACGAUUAAAGCCACUUCUUUUCUCUAAUUAUUUACCACAGUAUUGCUGGAACACUCUGCACUGUAAAUAACAUUGACCAAAAGCAAAUAUGGAAUGAUGCAAUAAUUGGCUUAUUUAAGAUAAAGCUUUGAUGCAUAUCUGAUGGUCAAUUUGUAGUAUGGGUUUUCACAUUUAAAAUAGUACUUGUAUUAACAGCACAUUGUGUGGAAUCUAUGUUCAAUGAAUAAUCAGUUUAACAGGGAUAUAGAUAACAGCAC